This is a messenger RNA of Xenopus laevis (African clawed frog), 2991 nucleotides long. It is a transcript of the gene ldb3.L, whose product is annotated as LIM domain-binding protein 3. The record is from RefSeq and is a predicted model, not a curated record. Gene Ontology annotation, molecular function: muscle alpha-actinin binding; actin binding. The transcript has 16 exons. Bases 136 to 2490 code for a protein of 784 amino acids. Gene Ontology annotation, biological process: heart development; actin cytoskeleton organization; muscle structure development. Gene Ontology annotation, cellular component: filamentous actin; Z disc; adherens junction. Lineage: Eukaryota; Metazoa; Chordata; Amphibia; Anura; Pipidae.
UUGUGUGAACCAAGUAGUUUUCUUUGUUUUCUUGAAUCUCCCUCAUUUUUCAUUUGCCAGUUGACCUCUGUGAAACAUUUUAUUUUCUCUCAUUUUCACAGAGCCUUUGAGUGGCUGUGCUAAAAGUCAGUAAAAAUGGCUUACAAUGUUUCUCUCCCUGGACCUGGACCGUGGGGAUUCCGUCUGCAAGGAGGAAAAGACUUUAACAUGCCCUUGACCAUCUCCAGAGUUACCCCAGGCAGUAAAGCAGCACAAUCCAGCAUAAACCAGGGCGACAUUGUAGUUGCUAUUGAUGGAGUCAACACAGACGGCAUGACUCACUUAGAGGCUCAGAACAAGAUUAAAUCUGCCAGCUACAACUUGAGCCUCACACUUCAGAAAUCAAAGCGUCCUGGACCAGUUCCCACAGCUACCCCACGAAUGGAUUCCCCAAUGCCAGUGAUCCCUCAUCAAAAGGACCACGCUUUGGAAAUCAAUGGCAGCAGAACAGCCUACAGUACUGUGUCUAGCAAAUCUGCUGUGCCACUGGGUGGUUUUAUGAACACAAAUGGGACAAUGGCAGGCUACAUCAGCAAGCAAGAAACCAACCAUUCUCAUAGCUCUACUUUUAUAAAGACCUCAGUUAGAACCUCCAUGUCAACCCACUCAGUGGCAUCUGAAACAUCUCCGAUUAAGGGUAGCAUAGGGUCAAAAGUUGAUCCCUUGGUUAGUGGUGCCAAUAAGCCCAAUAAUCAAUUUAGCCCAUCUAAAAAUCGACUAUAUAAUAACCCUGUUGGGCUUUACUCAGCAGAGACUUUGAACGAAAUGGCGGAAAUGCAUAAAUUAAGCCUGAAAGGAAGGGCUUCAGAAGGUGGUCUUCAGAGAGGUAACCUUCCUGUUAAAGAUCCUCUCAUAGACAUUGCUUCUCCAGUGUAUCAGGCUGUACUUAAAAAUCAGGGCAAAACUGAGGGCGAAAUUGAUGACUGGGCUCGUCGUGCUGCCAAUCUGCAGUCUAAGUCCUUCCGUGUCCUUGCACACAUCACUGGAACAGAAUACAUGCAAGAUCCCGAUGAAGAUGCAUUGAGAAGAGCAAGCAGCAAGGAAAAUGUUGCCAAAUCUCCAGAAACAAGUCCUGCAGGUGCCAAAGUGCCAUCAUCUGCAAGGUCAGGUUCCUGGCAACCUACUAAGUCACCUACGCAGGAGGACAGCCCUUCCCAGCCCAGUCCAGUGUCCUCAAAAGGUUAUUCCGUGAGGUUUGGGGGUGAUUCAGUUCCAAGAAAAAACAUUCACACCAGCCCUGAUCAGAAUGUGCCCAAACUUUCACCCCCUCUUACAUCUUCCUAUAAAAGAGCACCAGCAGCUGCCAACAUCUCUGCUUCACAGACCAAAACCUUCCAAGGAUCAAAGAACAUGUCCAUAGCAGCAUCCACUAUAUCGUCUGCCAUUUCUGCACAGUCUAGCCACCAACAGCAAUCGUCCUUCACUACCACCUACCAGUCAAAAACAAGUCAGUCAUUUUCUUCAUUAACAACUGCGAAAGCUCCAGUGCCUUAUGGAGGGUACAGUGAACCUGCAGCUCUUUCAGCUCCUGCAGCUCCUGCAGCUCCUGCACCAAAACCUCGAGUAGUCACUACUGCAAGCAUUAAACCUUCUGUUUAUCAACCCAGUCAAGCUCCUGCCCCAGGUCCAGUUUAUCCACCAGCCCAACCACCAGUCCAAACGUACGCACCACCUGCACAAGAACCCUCUAACAGGCCUCCCUGGGUGACGGAUGACACCUUUUCUCAGAAAUUUUCACCAGGCAAAUCCACAACCACUCUCACUAAGCAAAUUCUGCCAAAAGCUGCCCCACUUCCACCUACUCCAAUCAAUGCUCCCAGCUACACACCUCAGCCUGUCAGUCAGCCACCUCCACAGGUUCCCAGGGGUCUUAUACAACGUGCUGAAAGAUUCCCAGCAAGCAGCAGGACCCCACUUUGUGGCAGUUGCAACGGCAUAAUUCGAGGGCCUUUCCUGGUAGCCAUGGGUCGGUCAUGGCACCCUGAGGAGUUUAAUUGUGCUCACUGUAAGACAUCUCUGGCUGAUGUGAGUUUUGUGGAAGAACAGAAGGGCGUGUACUGUGAGCGCUGCUAUGAGCAGUUCUUUGCUCCAACUUGUGCCCGUUGCAACACAAAAAUUAUGGGGGAAGUGAUGCAUGCCCUAAGACAGACUUGGCACACCACUUGCUUUGUCUGUGCAGCAUGUAGAAAGCCAUUUGGUAAUAGCCUUUUCCAUAUGGAAGAUGGAGAGCCAUACUGCGAAAAAGAUUAUAUUGCUCUGUUUAGCACAAAAUGCCAUGGCUGUGAUUUCCCAGUGGAGGCAGGAGACAAGUUUAUUGAAGCUCUUGGCCAUACAUGGCAUGAUAGCUGUUUCAUCUGUGCUGUCUGUCAUGUGAAUUUGGAAGGGCAACCAUUUUACUCCAAAAAGGAUAAGCCCCUCUGCAAGAAACAUGCCCAUGCCAUCAAUGUUUAAACAAUAACUUGCAAAAAUGAAGCUAAGGAUCAACUGAACAUCCAAGCAGCACAACAAUUAUUGUUCCAUCUAAAUGAGUAUUGUGUACCUUAUGACAUCUAAAGUGCAACUUAAUUAUUUGCUCUUACUUAUAAAGAGAACAUAGAAAAAGAACAUUUACAAAUGUCAUUUUGCAAACGGCCUAUGUUAUAUGUUAAUAGGAAAGAGCAUCACUUUUACCAUGCAAUACAGAGGGAUAACAAAAAGUGACAACCCAAUCCAGGAACACUUAGUUCCACUUUGUACUCCACUGUAGAACAUUUUGUCCCUGUGUUUAUUUAUUAUCCCUAUGUGCAUAAAAUAAUAGGCCUUCAUGCUUAAUGAUACCAAACAAACGCGUUUGGUUAUCAAAUCAUAAACAUUUUAUAGGUUUUUACUGUAAAUGAAAAACCUUGCCAGGUAUAACGGCAACUCUAUACACACAUGAAUACCAGUGUGGAAGCCUUUCUACAUUAAAACAAA